CUCGGCGGCGCUGCGGAGACCUCCGCUCAGGACCGCUCCCCUUCCCCGGGCCGCUCCCCUCGUGCCCGCUAGUCCCCUCGCCUCGUGGGCCCUUCGGACUUGAUACCGUGGGGUGAGGCGCGAGCAGGCCCGGGGAGGGUAGUUACCGCUGAGGAGCCGCAGUCGCGAUCACGAUGAUAGAGGUGCUGACAACUGCCACUCAAAAACUGCUCCCCCAGCUGAAUGCCUUGUUGGAACUGGAGUCUAGAUGUCAGCCAAAGCUCUGUGGCUUGAGACUCAUCGAAUCUGCUCAUGACAAUGGCCUCAGAAUGACUGCAAGACUACGGGACUUUGAAGUAAAAGAUCUUCUGAGUCUAACUCAGUUCUUUGGCUUUGACACAGAAACAUUUUCUCUUGCUGUCAAUUUACUGGACAGAUUUCUGUCCAAAUUGAAGGUACAACCCAAGCACCUGGGGUGUGUUGGACUGAGCUGCUUCUAUUUGGCUGUAAAAUCAGUAGAAGAAGAGAGGAAUGUCCCAUUGGCAAGUGACUUGAUCCGUAUAAGUCAGUAUAGGUUCACGGUUUCAGACUUGAUGAGAAUGGAAAAGAUUGUAUUGGAGAAAGUGUGUUGGAAAGUCAAAGCUGCUACUGCCUUUCAGUUUCUGCAACUCUACUAUUCACUCAUUCAAGAGAACUUACCAUUUGAAAGGAGAAACUGCCUUAAUUUUGAAAGACUAGCGGCUCAACUUAAGGCAUGCCACUGUAGGAUCAUAUUUUCUAAAGCAAAGCCUUCUGUGUUGGCAUUAUCCAUCAUUGCACUGGAAAUCCAAGCGCAGAAGUGUAUACGGUUAACAGGAGUAGAAUGUCUUCAGAAACAUUCCAAGAUAAAUGGGAGAGAUUUGACGGUCUGGCAAGAACUUGUAUCCAAGUGUUUAACUGAAUAUUCAUCAAACAAGUGUUCCACACCAAAUGUUCAGAAGUUGAAAUGGAUUGUUUCUGGGCGAACGGCAAGGCAAUUGAAGCACAGUUACUAUAGGAUCGCCCACCUUCCAACAAUUCCUGAAACAGUUCCUUAAUUGAUAAAGUUGGUCAUCGUUAUUUUAUUCUCCAUAUGG
Molecule: messenger RNA, 1094 nt
Organism: Echinops telfairi (small Madagascar hedgehog)
Lineage: Eukaryota; Metazoa; Chordata; Mammalia; Afrosoricida; Tenrecidae
Gene: CCNG1
Product: cyclin G1
Exons: 6
Coding region: 174-1055 (293 amino acids)
Biological process (GO): mitotic cell cycle phase transition; regulation of cyclin-dependent protein serine/threonine kinase activity
Cellular component (GO): nucleus; cytoplasm; cyclin-dependent protein kinase holoenzyme complex
Molecular function (GO): cyclin-dependent protein serine/threonine kinase regulator activity
Source: RefSeq, a predicted model, not a curated record